CGGCCGUACCACGGCAUUUGGGGGUACUGGAAAGAAGUGUCUGUUUGCCCUCACUCUGAUGUGUUUGUACAUAGGUCCUUAGAGAUGUUAAUAAACUUCUUCAGCACAUCUUUCUUCAACAGCUAACCCUAGAGGUCAGUCUUGUCCAUUCGAUUAAUGUUGCCUGUGCUCUGGCGCCUAAUGCGAUGCCGACGCCAGCAAAAACAAAAAUCCCAUAGGGCCCUCGAGUAAAUGCAUGUACAACAAACUUUACGAACCUAGAGAGAGUAUACUCUCUUCAUCCUCUUCCGUAUCAGGACAUUUGUAGGUCUUUUAUGAUGUUAAGUAUCUGGAGGGUUUUAUUUAGAAAAAUCAAACAUGUUCUCAUGUUUUGUGACCAUUAUGUGCAAAAAUAAUGUAUCCAUCUCAGUAAACAUGGUCGAAUUCAUAACUGUAAUGAGACAGUGAACAAGAAGGAUCAAUUUGGAAUCGCUUUGCGUAAAAUAAACAGGACUUCCUAAUCAUUACUCGAGUUUCGACAAAUUAAUCAUGAUUCGAAACCAAAGGACAUCCGUCAUCUAACAAGAGUGUAAUUAAAUCCCAUAAUUAUUCACAUUUUAUGAUGGUGUCGACCUUUUUAUAUACUUUUUAGAGUUAUCUUGUAUGAAAACGGACUGUAACUUAUCAUCCUUAAUUGAGCAUGAGUACAAACAAUAAUCAUGCACAUCUUAUUUCCUUGUUGGCAGGCUCAACUGCUGGACUUUCUGUUGAUCUUGCACUUUUUCCAAUCGAUACAAUCAAAACUCGUUUGCAAAGUUAUCAUAACAAUGUUCAAAGGACUCCUGGUUCCCUCCGUCUUUUUGCCGGUUUCCCAGCAGUUGCUAUAGGUUCUGCUCCUGCAGCUGCAGUAUUUUUCUUAACUUAUGAGGCAGUUAAAGAUGUAUGUAGGGAUCUCGGUAUGCAUCCGAUAAGUCAUUCAGUUCUAUCUGCUUGUAUUGCAGAAAUUGUUGCUUGUAUUAUAAGAGUACCCUGUGAAGUGGUGAAACAGAGGACGCAAAAUCAGCCUGCUCAUGGUGUUUCAACUGUGUUUCUACAGACUUUGCGUAAUGAGGGCAUUCGUGGAUUUUACCGAGGAUAUGUCAGCACAUUAUCACGAGAAAUCCCAUUUUCACUCAUUCAAUAUCCCAUAUGGGAAAAAUUAAGGUAUAUGACUAUGGAAUGGAACAGAAAUGCAGUUGGAACCGAUGACAUUACAGACCCAACAGCGUUCCAGUUAAAGGCUUGGCAGUCAGCUAUGUGUGGAUGCUUAGCUGGCUCAAUAGCUGGCGCUGUAACCACACCUUUAGAUGUGGCCAAAACUCGAAUAAUGUUGGCUGAGCCCAAUUCUAAUUUUGCAUCUGGUCAUAUAAUUUACGCCAUGCGAACAAUAUUUCAAGAGAGUGGAAUUCAUGGGCUUUUCUCAGGUUUAAUACCUCGAAUCACAUUACUAUCUGUUGGUGGAGCUAUAUUUCUUGGCAUUUAUGAUAUUUCUACCAGUUUCUGGACUUUAUUUCUUCAAAAUUCUAAAGAUUGAUGUAACCACGUACUUGACAUAGUUUUUUUUCAAUAAAACACUACUAUUUUGUGCCUUAUGUUCUCAGUCCGUGAUGGUAUUUCUCGGUGUAUUGUACCUAUUUAGUUAGUUCUAAAUAAUUUUUCCUAAACUUUCUAAAGUUGACACUGUCAUUGUUUGUAUAUUUCCCAUAAAUAUUUUACUUCGGCUGCUCAACACGUGAAUACGUAAAUCUUUAGUUUUGUUAUUGUUUAGUGUUUCAACUGAAUAGAUUUCAACUUUCUCCAUGAAAUAAACUAAAUAAACCUUGACAAACUAGUGAACAAAUUAAAGUUUCCUUUUAAUCAUAAAACUUGAAGUAUUGUCUUGUCUAUAUCUCUUAAUACAUAACUCACUAUUAUCUAACCUUCCAUUGAGAAAAUUGAUGUUUUUGAAUAAGAAACUGAAAAAUAAUCACCAUCCAAAAAUGUCUAAAAUAAAAGCUUUACAUGCCUGUCUGUACUGAACUAUUCAGAUCAAAGUGAAUCGUCGAAUGAAAUCAUACUUGUGUUUCAGCAUCGAAAUGUAAUUAUUACUCUUCGUUAUUCUUCAUUACAAACGGAUAUAAUACUUAGUUGUUUGCAUUAUAUUCAUAUGUUUAUCUAUAUACCUAUAUAAAUCACCAGAAUGGUUCAUUUCCAAAUGCAUACACUUGAAAUAUUACUUAGGUCAUCUGAAAAAUUAUCACUACUAUUUCUAAAUAUAAUAACAUCUAAAAGUUUUAAUAACUUUAAACUAACUAUUGCUAAUUUGUUAACUUCCUGGUUAAAAUUUUAAUGAUGUUUGUGUUCAUGUUACAAGUCGAUAUUAUUUAGAUACUGAAUGGAUUGAUGAUUCUUGAACAACACUGUUGUAUUUUCUGAGGAUUUUUCUGUAGUAUUGUUGUAUUUAUAUUUAAUAUUACGGUGAUGAGAGUUAUCUUGAUGAAUUAUUUGUACUGUUGUUAAGUAAAUGAAUGUAUUAUUUCACUUGA
This is a messenger RNA of Schistosoma intercalatum, 2543 nucleotides long. The record is from the annotation of a GenBank genome assembly. NCBI's taxonomy places the organism in Eukaryota, Metazoa, Platyhelminthes, Trematoda, Strigeidida, Schistosomatidae.